Sporothrix brasiliensis 5110 is the source of this 1374-nucleotide messenger RNA. RefSeq lists its product as uncharacterized. The record is from RefSeq and is a predicted model, not a curated record. The transcript has 2 exons. Gene Ontology annotation, molecular function: ATP binding. NCBI's taxonomy places the organism in Eukaryota, Fungi, Ascomycota, Sordariomycetes, Ophiostomatales, Ophiostomataceae. The coding region runs from base 1 to 1374 and encodes 457 amino acids.
AUGCCCCCCAUCUUCCCAAUUUAUCCCGACUGGCCAGAGUCCGCCGCCGAUCUGGUGCCGCUGCCUUUGUGCCCCGGCCCCAAGCUUGCUCCCUUUGAUUUCGAAGGGCCGCAGAAAAUAGAGUUCCUCAAUUACCUUGGCGGGGGCCUGCAUUCCCACGUCCUCAAGGUCCGAAUCAAGGGACAGGAUUACGCCCUCAAGCUGUUCCGCUUCCCCUUUGAACUGGACUGGCUUGGUCCAGGCGAAGAUGAGCGCUACAACAGAACACGCAACAAGAUGUCCGCUUUCGCCGCAUACUCGGACCCGUUCAACAGCGAGUGUCGUGCGUUUGGUCGUCUGAAGGAGACUGGCCACGAGGACCUCGCCAUCCCCUGCUACGGCUACGUGCUGCUGGACGAGGCGCACGAGCGCAAGCUGCAGGACAAGUUCGAGCUCGUACUCAAUGGGAACUGUGAGUGGCAGACGGAUCAUGACAUGCGCGGCCUCUAUCCCUGCGAACGGAGCGGCAAACCGCCACCGAUCCGCUGCAUCGUGAAGAAACUGGCGAAGCUCGAAUGCGGCAUUGAAGGGCACACGAUGGGGGUGUCGAAGAAAGGACAAGCCCUCUACUUGGGCAGCGGCCGCGUGAACCCGAAAAUUGGCAACUUCAGCGUACCCGCCGCACGCAAGAUCUUGCGAACCUUGAUCCAUCUGCAUCAGCUGGGUAUUUUCCACGUCGACGUCCGACGCGAGCAGUUUUUGGACGGCCACUUCUGCGACUUCAGCACCGCCGUGACCAUACCGCAUUUCCUGACCAAUCCGGAGCUGAAUCCCAGACUGAACGCCGAGGAGAUGGCACUCAUGGAGCACGAAACGUUUGUGUAUGCCAUGUGUGAUUACUGGGCAUUUGAGACCAUGCUAUGCGAAGACAUGUGCAAGGAACCCCGCCAGACAUCCAGGUUGAAGGAGUUGGUGACCGUGUUCCCGCGAUGGGCGCGCUAUGAGGAGGGCUAUCCGCUUCGCGUGUACAAUCUUCGCCGCACCGCCGUGCGAGAACAACAGAGACAGCGUGUGUACGCAUUGGUCGACCCACGCAAGUUCGACUGGAAGGCACUCGCGGAGGUGGAACCGGGGAUGGAGGCAAGGCAGCGUCGCAAGGUCACGUUGCCCUUGCGCCCCGAACGGUGGUAUUUCGACUGCACUCCAGAGGAAGCGGCCGAACUGAAUGAGCGGAACCCGGCAUAUUGUACCUUGGAGUGGUUCGCGACAGAAGAGGGCUUUAUAUACCCUCAACACAGAUUUCGUGGUAUACGUGCUGACAAAAAGGUAAAGGAGCUGGAGGAGAGAGAGGAAAAGGCGCGAGCCGAGGCCGAGGCGGGUGAGGCUUGUAUCUAG